Molecule: messenger RNA, 5292 nt
Organism: Engraulis encrasicolus (European anchovy)
Lineage: Eukaryota; Metazoa; Chordata; Actinopteri; Clupeiformes; Engraulidae
Gene: rnf144ab
Product: ring finger protein 144ab
Exons: 8
Coding region: 2235-3173 (312 amino acids)
Biological process (GO): ubiquitin-dependent protein catabolic process; positive regulation of proteasomal ubiquitin-dependent protein catabolic process; protein polyubiquitination
Cellular component (GO): Golgi apparatus; cytoplasm; ubiquitin ligase complex
Molecular function (GO): ubiquitin conjugating enzyme binding; zinc ion binding; ubiquitin protein ligase activity
Source: RefSeq, a predicted model, not a curated record
CCUGAUGUAGAGAUGCUAGCAAGGGUAGCUAGCAGGCCUUUUUAUGGUGGAGUGGUUCUGCGGAAGAAACUACAGUCAUGGGUAAGCGGAUAGGGCGUCAGACUUAUAGCCCAAAUGUUGCCGGUUCUACCCCCAACCCGCCAGGUUGAUGGGGGGGGGGGUUAACCAGUGCUCUCCCCCAUCCUCCUCCAUGACUGAGGUGCCCGGAGUAGGUACUGUUCCACCAUGCCAUUGGAUGCUGCCCACCUGCACGGGUGAGGCAUGAAUGAAAUUUUGUUGUGUGCUGUGGAGUGCUGUGUCAAAAUGACAAUGGGAGUUGGAGUUUCCCAGGUGGGCUUUCACUUUCACUUAAAAACAUUCUUACUUGAACUCUUACAGGAUACGUCCACUAUUUAGUGCAUUCAGCCCCUUUUCUGAAAUUUUCUGAAUGUUCUGAACGUCAUGAAUUUGGUGUUACCAGAAUGGCAAUGCUCAAGUCGUAAUGUACUGUAUUACUAAGGGCAUGUUGUCGGAGUGUAACACUAUGGUAGUAAAGUAUUAUUCAACGACUAUUAGAGCAUUCCACUGGCAGAAGACUGUGCAUUAUGAGGCUACAGUCUGGGUACUGGACCACACCAACAAGCCUGUGCAAUACAGAAGAUAAAAUCCAUAAGUGCAGCAAUAUGCAACAUUCCUUUCAUGUUGGCGUUAACCCUUCGUCAGGUGGAUACAUUGAUAUUUCCAUUGAUGUUUCCCUCUGUCUCUGGGAGGGUGGAUCCUUGCUUUUGCAUUAUAUCUAUUAGCUCAUCUUCUCCCGAAGAUUUUGGGUCCUGCCACUGUUGGGUGGAUGCUGGAGCUAAAUCUGUGACCAAACUCUCCUUUUUUACUCUCCCUUUUUUAAUCCAGAAAAUGAUUGGACUAUAUGAAUAUCAAUGACCUAUACAGGAGAAUAAACUUCAACAAAAUGUCAUUAUAAUGAAUUGAGCUUUAUUGACAUGUAACAUGAAAACACGUCUCAACUGCCCGCUGCUACUACAUACAGUAGCUAUUGCCAUCACAAUACAGAAUUCCGCAGGACAACUGUACACACAGAGGCUGAUUUCAGUUUAAAUGUGGUUUUAGUGCCCCUAAUCUCAAAGCAAAAUAAAUACUUACAAAUCUUGUCUGGAGGCGUUAGCCAAGAGGCCUGGAUUUAAUAAAGUAUUAAAUAACAUUAACCUGUGAAACAGAGGCUAAGCUGAAUACACCAGACAGUUUUAGUUGAUCAGUUCUUUACGUUGAAAACUUGCAACUGCCUAAAACCACCUCAGUGUUUCUGUACCACGUAUUACUGCCAAAGUCAAAGGUUACAACUGUCUGGGAUAUUGUGUCUAAAAGUGUUCAGUGCCAACCCUGGUCUCAGUCCAGGUCUUAGCAGUCUUGCAUAAGUCUCUCCAUUCCCGCUGUGCCCAAGACACCUACGUAGGUCAAACUCACCACUCGGGACAUAGACUUAAACACGUAUGUAUGCCAGAUGGGCCAUGGUGCAGCCUAGGAAGGAAGGAGAAAUUAGGAUAGUAGGCACCAGGAGACAUGGUAUUUUUUGAUCCACCUGAGGCCUUAUAAGGACAUGGUUUAGUCGCCGACGAGCAGUCAGUGCAGUGCAGUGGCAAUGAAUGACUAGAUGACGCAACGUUGGUUCGAGGCUUCUUGGCAGAACUUGCACUAAUGCUCCAAGGCCGCUUGUGUUUGCGCUGGCAGGCCGUGGACAAAAGGGCAUGUGUUGAAGAAGGAGUGGGGGGCUUUUUAGACUGCUGCUGCUGAGGCAGGAAGCAAAAAAUGUGAUAAAAAACCCUGCACUCUCCAAGUGUGAUGUAACAGAGGGGUUGACUAGCCUUGAGCAGACUAGAGUUGCAAAAAAAACAUGUUUAUUUAUUUUUGCUCCCCUCACACCCAGACACACUCAAUUCAGCAGUCAACGCAGGCUGGCUUAGAGCAGAGUGUAUGUAGCUGAGACAGGCAGAGGGCUAUGAUUUCAUGAGGACACCUAACCCAGUGGUCACCCAAAGGGACUGCAGUGUCCUCUCGUCUAGUCUCGUCUCGUCUCGUCUCCUCUUGGCGUGUCAUUGAGGCGCUGACUGGAUGUAGUGUCGAGUGUCAGUGGAGGCUCUCGUCUCUUCAAACCCGACCUGUCUGUCUGCCCCACUGUGGAGAGGUUUCUGAGGUUCUUGCUAUCGGAGUACUUCGGCGUGAGUGACGGUCGGGGCUGGGUCGCCAUGACAACGGACGCCAUGGUGAAGGAGCCCUCGGUGACGGUGGCGGAGGAUGAGGGGCGCGACGACGGCGCCGAGAUGGCCCUGGUCCCCUUGCUGUCCUGCAGACUCUGCCUGGGAGAGUUCACGCCCGAUCACAUGACUUCUCUCACCCAGUGCUCAUGCUCCUUCUGCACAGCAUGUCUGAGGCAGUAUGCGGAGCUGCUGAUCAGAGAGGGCCUCCAGACUGACAUCACCUGCCCAGACUCAGCCUGUCCUCGCCAGGGGGUCCUGCAGGACACUGAGGUGGAGCUUCUGGUACCAUCAGAGGUGCUACAGCGCUAUCAGCGGCUACGCUUUGAGAAAGAGGUGUUGCUGGACCCCCUGCGUACGUGGUGCCCGUCGUCCUCCUGCCAGGCCGUGUGCCACCUGCAAGGGGACGGGGUGAAGGAGGCGUCGGCGGCCCCCCAGCGCGUGCAGUGCCCCGCCUGCAGCACCCAGUUCUGCUCCGCCUGCCGCGCCAACUGGCACCAGGGCCAGCCGUGCCAGGAGACAACAGGUCUCAUCACCAGCCUGCUGCCCAGGGAUAUCAGCGCCUUGUGUAAGUGUGAGGAUGAGGACGCGCCCAUCAAGCGCUGCCCCCGGUGCAAGGUGUACAUCGAGCGGGACGAGGGCUGCGCCCAGAUGAUGUGCAAGAGCUGCAAGCACGCCUUCUGCUGGUACUGCCUGGAAUCGCUAGACGAUGACUUCCUCCUAAUCCACUAUGACAAAGGGCCGUGCAGGAACAAGCUGGGUCACUCCAGAGCUUCUGUCAUCUGGCAUCGCACUCAGGUGGUGGGUAUAUUUGCGGGCUUUGGUCUGUUGCUGCUGGUGGCGUCUCCCUUCCUGCUCUUGGCCACGCCCUUCGUGCUGUGCUGCAAGUGCAGGUGUCGCCGUGGUGAUGACGACCCGCUGCCCACCUAACAUAGGAGGGGUCAAAGGUCACCCGUCUUGAUCCGCACGGCCCCUCAUUUGGGGACCACCCUCUUACCUCUUGACACCGCAGGAUUCCCAGCUCCCGCCGCAAGCCGCCUGCGACGCCCACCGCACGCCGACAGGAAGCAGGAAGAAGCUCUACAUCCUGUGCAGCUUGGUGGUUACCGUAGUUACCAUAUAUGGCCUCUUGUCAACAGGGGGGCAACUGUGUCCUCUCUCCUCUUGUUGAAGCAGCUUUUGACUUUGGUGGAAAAGAGGGAAAGAGAGACAGAGAGAGAGAGAAAGAGAGAGAAUGAAGAACAAAAAAGGAUAAAGGCAGAGAAAGAAAGGUGGACUUGUGGAAGAAAGCAUGUAGCAAAGAACUAUUAUCUCCGCACAGUUUUGCUUCAAUUCUAUUUCUAAUCUCUGUUCUGUUGUUCUCUUGUAACUCAACCUAAGGGAUGUGUGGUAUGUGUUUCACUCUAAGGAGGAGGAAUGCUUGUGUGCAAUUAGUUAAGUAAACUUAUCAUGUUUGUGUUCUGCGGAAAAGUCCUGUGUUAUCCCUCCCUGCACCCUCAUGGUCAUUGUUCAGGCAUCUCCGCAAUAUUUUUUUUGUGCGCAACGUCUUUUUUUUCACAAAGUACAGUGACAUGUCCCCCUUACAUGUGGUGUCUGAGGUUCCAGGGAUUGUACGUAUAUAUGAGGUGUGACGGAUUCCAAAGCAGAACGCACGCACGCACGUCCAGUCCAACACCCUCUCCAUAGUCCCCAAGCUCAUCCGCUCUCACUGAUAGGGACAACCAAGCACAGCAUUGUUGAUCAAGAGAGUUGAGUAAGGGUCCUUUGUGAUGGCCUCCUAGUGCAAACCUGGAUGGCAUCAGAAGGAAAGGCAUUAACUUAUCUUUUGUUUAAGUUCUUCAUUAUAAGGAAAAAUGCUCCUGUUAGAGGUCCUGGUUGAAUAUUUCGUAAUCCUGGUUUGUCACUAGGUCAUUAGCUGUAAGCAUCAGGUUCUCCCACCAGGGGGCAGGCUUGUAGUUUGCUGGCCAGAUGUUUGGUUUAUUUAUGUUCAUGCAUUAUGGUUGGUCAUGGGACUGAGAAUAACAUUGCAGGAUAUAGCAUGCAUUAGACUAGUGAUGAAUGGGGGUGGGAUGGGGGCCUACUCUGGUGAAUCAGCUGUUCACCUAAGCGGAGAGUGCAGUGCCAGCCAAAUACUGUAAUACUAUUACUAAUAGCCGGAUAUCUCAGGAAAAUGGAGAAGUGAAGAGAAACAUGAAGGCUAGAAUUUCUUGGUCAUGAUAUAAUAUAGCAGCAUGUUGAGUCCCGGACCCUGACCUGAAGAAGGUUUUCUUCAAAACAUAGUAUGUGUGGAAAUUGUUACUUGUGGCAUUGUUCUAUCAAAUAUUAUGUACUGUAAGAUAAUGGAAUUUUCCAUGUCAUCUUACCAUGGUCCACCUAUCAGAGAUUGUGACUAGACUAGUUACAAUCUCAGGUCAUUUGUUUUUCCAGUAGGUCCAUGGAGCAGUUUUCAGAAAGGUUUUUUUGCUCUGAAGGUUUUCUUUAUGACUUACAAUUUGACUAUUUGUUAUAUGAUAUCAGUAAAAUGUAGAGCUGGUAUCUUCAUGAUAAAAUGUGAGAAAGGUUUCUGUUCUAUAUUCAUUUUUACUGUAUUUUUUUAAUCUAUGAUUUGUCCAGACUGGAGUGGAUGAGUUUUAAGUGUAAAUGGGGUUUGCCCUUUAAUUUGUAGAUCACUACAAUUUUCCCAUGACGUGCCUAACCAACGUCUUUCUUCCGGUCUCACCAGUAAGACAUAUCGUUGCCAAAUCCUGAGAAGAUGCUGUUCUCAGAAGGUCUAGUAGGGUUCUACUGUAGAUUUUGUUCCCCUGCUUCUUUUUUAACGAAGGAGUGCACUAUUCUUUCCUGAGUUUGUCCUCUUUCUGUGUAUGUGUUAAAAGCACCCAUUACUUGCCUGUUUUCUACAUCGUUUAUAUUGCUGUUGCUGAAUCAUGAAUUUAUGACCCAUAAAAAAUGAUUCAUGAAUUAUUUGGAUGGAUAGUACUGAUGUGAUCCUUCCGAGAGCGUUUGUCUUGUAAGGUUUUCUCGGUUUGUAGAAUAAAAAUAUUACACUUUA